AUGAAUUUACUUGAAACAAGGAGGUCCUUGUUGGAGGAGAUGGAGAUUAUUGAAAAUGCCAUAGCAGAAAGAAUUCAGCGGAAUCCAGAGUUAUAUUACCACUAUAUACAAGAAUCGAGCAAGGUGUUUCCUGAUACUAAACUGCCUAGAUCAUCGUUGAUUGCAGAGAAUAAAAUAUACAAGUUUAAAAAGGUUAAGAGGAAGAGAAAACAGAUAAUUUUGCAGCAACAUGAGAUAAAUAUUUUUCUUCGAGACUACCAAGAGAAACAACAAACUUUUAAUAAAAUCAAUCGUCCAGAAGAGACACAGGAGGAUGACAAGGAUUUGCCUAAUUUCGAAAGAAAACUACAACAGCUAGAGAAGGAACUGAAAAAUGAAGAUGAGAACUUUGAAUUGGAUAUCAACUCUAAAAAAGACAAAUACGCUUUAUUCUCAUCUUCUUCUGAUCCAUCGAGGCGCACAAAUAUAUUGUCUGACAGAGCUCGAGACCUAGACUUAAAUGAAAUAUUUACUAGAGAUGAGCAAUAUGGUGAAUAUAUGGAGCUGGAACAAUUUCAUUCUUUAUGGUUGAAUGUAAUUAAACGGGGCGAUUGUUCACUGCUUCAAUUUCUCGACAUCCUAGAAUUAUUUUUGGACGACGAGAAAUAUUUGCUAACCCCACCGAUGGAUCGCAAGAAUGAUAGAUACAUGGCCUUUUUGCUAAAGUUGAGCAAAUAUGUAGAAACUUUUUUCUUCAAAAGUUAUGCUUUGCUUGACGCUGCGGCAGUUGAAAAUCUAAUCAAAUCUGACUUCGAACAUUCAUACUGUAGGGGAUCUCUUCGGUCCGAGGCAAAAGGUAUCUAUUGCCCUUUUUGUUCGAGGUGGUUCAAGACAUCUUCCGUUUUCGAAAGCCAUUUAGUAGGGAAAAUUCAUAAGAAAAAUGAAUCUAAAAGAAGAAAUUUUGUGUACUCUGAAUAUAAACUGCAUCGGUAUUUGAAAUAUUUAAAUGAUGAAUUUUCUCGAACGAGAAGUUUUGUUGAAAGAAAACUGGCAUUUACUGCAAAUGAAAGAAUGGCAGAAAUGGAUAUCUUAACACAGAAGUAUGAAGCACCUGCAUAUGAUUCGACGGAAAAAGAGGGGGCCGAACAAGUGGAUGGUGAGCAGAGAGAUGGUCAACUGCAAGAAGAGCACCUCUCUGGUAAAUCGUUUGACAUGCCAUUGGGUCCGGAUGGAUUGCCUAUGCCAUACUGGCUAUACAAACUGCAUGGGCUUGACAGAGAGUAUCGCUGCGAAAUUUGUUCGAAUAAAGUUUAUAAUGGGCGACGCACUUUUGAAAGACAUUUCAACGAAGAAAGACAUAUUUAUCACUUGCGAUGCCUUGGUAUCGAACCUUCUUCAGUAUUCAAGGGCAUAACCAAAAUUAAGGAGGCACAAGAGCUCUGGAAAAAUAUGCAGGGGCAGUCACAGUUGACAUCUAUUGCAGCAGUUCCCCCAAAGCCUAAUCCUUCACAACUAAAAGUUCCUACAGAAUUAGAACUAGAAGAAGAAGACGAAGAAGGAAAUGUAAUGAGUAAGAAGGUCUACGAUGAACUUAAGAAGCAAGGUUUGGUGUGA
Saccharomyces cerevisiae S288C is the source of this 1593-nucleotide messenger RNA. RefSeq names its product SF3a splicing factor complex subunit PRP9 (gene PRP9). Bases 1 to 1593 code for a protein of 530 amino acids. NCBI's taxonomy places the organism in Eukaryota, Fungi, Ascomycota, Saccharomycetes, Saccharomycetales, Saccharomycetaceae. Gene Ontology annotation, molecular function: zinc ion binding; RNA binding; nucleic acid binding. Gene Ontology annotation, cellular component: spliceosomal complex; nucleus; ribonucleoprotein complex. Gene Ontology annotation, biological process: mRNA splicing, via spliceosome. The record is from RefSeq and is marked reviewed. The transcript has a single exon.